AUGCAAAAAGGUAGACCAUUUAAAUCUAUUGCUGAAAAUGUUCGCAAGUCUUUAGAACAGUUUAAAGGCAAAGAAAUUAUUGAAGAAAAUAAAUAAGAAGCUGUCAGGUUUUUCGAAUAGACCUCUGAAAAGUUAAAUAUGCUAUUGCUCAAUGUCAAUGAAACUUUUGAAUUUGACAUAAAGUAAAGGUUAAUGGAGACUUUGGGUAAGGACUUUGGAUAAGAAGCAGUGUUGAAUCGAUUUGAUGAUUUCAUAGUGUAUCUUAACAGAAUUACCAGCGGGCCUGUGAAAAGAUUCCUCGGUAUUCAUGAAUUUGAUAGACAGGUGAUGAAAGACUCUUUCAAAUAUAAUUUUUCAUAGUAUGGAUCAAAGCAGAUCUUUUAUAAUGAGCUCUUGAAUCAAAAAGAUGAGGGUGGAACCAAUGAUGCUCAUGUUAACUUUUAGAUAAGUGGAAAGAUUGAUCUUCAUCAAAGUGCCAAAGAUAAAUUUAUCUUGACUGUUACAAUCGGCGAUUAUAUUCAGUAUAUGACUAAAGGUACUAAAGAAGUUACUAGGAAAAAACUUCAGCACUUCAUGCAAGCAAUUAAAACUGUAUUAGAAAAGGUAGUAGGAAUUAAUGGCAAGUAUAAACCAACCUAAGUCUCUUAUAGUUUGAAGGGCUUGAUCUACUUCAAAAAGGAGGACUUGCUCAAAUCAAAAGUUCAAAUUACUCUAAGGUAUAGUCCAUAUAUUUGUUCAUCUUAAUACAAACAACAUUUAGUGCUGGGAUUGAUAGUCUUAUGCAUAAACACAGUGAAAUUGCAAGAUAUUAGUGAAGAAGAAGUGAAGGUAAUUGAAGAAAAUGUAGAAGGUACUUAAAAAAAGGAAGACACGACAGAGGAUGAUCACAUUAUGAGAGAAUGGGAAAAGCUAAUGGUUGAUUUCAUUCCAGAGUUCAAUGUUGGAUUUAAAUUGCAAGCGAAAUAAGAACAGUCCUACUAUGAAGAUAUCGAAUAAGGACAGACAGUAUUAGCUAGAGGUGUCUACUUUGCUAGAGGAGCUGAUAAGGAAAAGGGAGUCAUUGAUUUCUUUGUAUUAGAUCCAAAGAGACAAGUUAUUUACAGCAGAAGAAAGAAGAGCGAGGGAGUAUUUAGUUUAACAUUAACGACUCCGGGACAAUACACCUUCAUUUUCUCAAACUUAAAAUAAAAGCAACCAAAAGAGGUGUAAUUCUAUAUUCAAACUUAAGGAAAUGAUGAAGGCAAAGUAGUCGAAUAAGUGAAUACUGGAACAUCUACUGAUCAAAAUUAGGCAGAGACAACUCAGCAAGAUUAUAUAAAUCUGCAAAAUAUUUUGUAUGAUGAAGCAGAGCAGAUAGUAGAAUUUGAACACCUUAGAAACUUAACAGAUGACAUUGUCAAGAUCCAAAUGUAACUUACCUCUGUCCAAAUUGAACAAAGAGUAUCUAAUAAAAGAUUAGAACACUCAAAUGAACAUAUUGAGGCGAAUUCAAAAUACAGUUUCUAUGUCAGUUUGGUUGAAGGAUUAAUCUUCGUAGCAAUAGCCUCAUAUCAAGUUUACUAUAUUAAAAAUCUAGUUGAAAACAAAAGGCUUUUAAUUUGA
This is a messenger RNA of Stylonychia lemnae, 1602 nucleotides long. The record is from the annotation of a GenBank genome assembly. NCBI's taxonomy places the organism in Eukaryota, Ciliophora, Spirotrichea, Sporadotrichida, Oxytrichidae.